CCUUUUCUUUCAUCUCGCGAGUAUUUACACAAGACAUGUCGCUGGUUGUAUAUAGUAACCGCUCCAAAUAGACGCCAUUAUCAAAAAACACGGGGACUAGCAGAAGAUGGGUUGAUUCAUCUCGGCAUCAUGGCGCCCUAAUUGGAUUAACUGAGGAAUAUAUUCUGCUAAGUCAACUAGAGAGAGAUCUCUUCUCCAUGUAGAAGUUCCUAACAUGUCAGCAAGUGAGUUCUCCGAGGGCUUUCGGCGAUCCUCAAAUCCGCGACGAGUCCUUCGGGAGGCCUGGAGCCCGACAUUGGACCAACAGCCCUCCACCCAGAACACCUACAACGACAACGGCCGUGCGCCCCAGCAGUCGCCCCGUCACUCACCCCGGCGUUCGUUCCAGCACAACACCCGGGUCCACCCCAUCAAUGAUAGGAGUAAUUAUGGAGCCCUCGAAGCAGGGAGCGGGGCAGGGGGAGGAGCAGGAGCCGGUGGUGGAGCUGGAGGGAGUACUGUGUUCAUGAUCGCUACCAUAGCUGUUUUAUCUACCCUCAUUAUCGUCGGUGCCGCACUAGCCGUUGUUUAUUUCGCAACAGACAUCCAAUUUGGUAGCUCGUCAUCCGAGGCCACCACUGCGGCAUCGAUAGCAACCACACCGACAACAGCUGUCAUAUCGACCAAUGCUCCUACCACAAUUGCAGUUGCCACUAUCCAACAUGCAAGCUCUGCAGCAUCUACAAUCACAAAGGCUACUGCAGCCUUCACGUCGACUGUACCUACCACGGCCGGAGCUGCUACCACACAACCUGGCAGCUCUGCAGCAACUUCCACAUUGACUAAUGCACUAACCACGGCCGGGAUUGCUACCACACAGCAUGGCAGCUCUGCAACAACUUCCACAUUGACUAAUGCACUAACUACGGCCGGAGUUGCUACUACACAAUCUGCCAGCUCUGCGGCAACUUUCGCUACCAAGGCUGCAACCUCCAUGUCAACUAAUGCACCGACCACAACCACAGCUGCAAGUACCACCACACAGUCUGUCAGCGCCACAACGAAUCCUUCCACCCAGGCUACAACAGUAGACAUCACUACAACGCAAGAACCAUCAACCACUGAUACCGCCACGACUCCUUCCACCCAGACUCCAACGGUCGACAUCACUACAACGCAAGAACUAUCCACCACCGAUACCGUCACCACUCCUUCCACCCGGACUCCAACAGUCGACAUCACUACGACGCAAGAGCCAUCAACCACCGAUACCGCCACGACUCCUUCCACCCAGACUACAACAGUCGACAUCACUACAACGCAAGAACCAUCAACCACCGAUACCGCCACGACCACAGCAUCUUCUCCUGUUGCUACCACAAACGAAGAAGUCACUACGGAGGAGGAGGAUGAGUUCACGUUUGUCAUGACGACCGUUGAUUCCUCUGGCUUGACCACGAGUGACUCUUCGGAUCAGACCGGACCUACCGCAGAUACUCACACAGGGGUGACGAAUACAGAGGUAACGACCGAAGAGUUGACUGCCACCCCUGCAGAUGCAGCAACGGUCGAUUCCUUAGUAAAACACCAUCACUGAAAGUGACCUUGUGACUUAACGCUGCCCAAGAGAGGUAAUUGAUGCUUGACGUAGGAUUGCGUCAGCAACUGACCUCUGACGCACUAUGUGAGGACGAUAUCGUAAGAAAAGGUGAUUGGAUAAUGGACAGUCCAAACAUUACUUUAAAUUAACACUCCCGUAGGGGCUAAUAAUGAGCUUCACAGGUUUGAUUAGCGCACGCAAUGACGCAAUCGUAAUAACGCCUCGUGUGCAAUGGACAUACAUAAGGUUAUCUCACAUACAAACAAGAUUGGAAAACAAAUGUACGAGCCUUACUUUGAAUUAUUCCUGGAUGGGCUAAUGACCUUUCACAGAUUUGAUAAGCGGUGUUGAAGGAAUUUGAAAUAGGACUAGAUGCAGAAUUUUAAAGGUGUAAAUUGUAAAUAUGACUGGUUAUGAAAUUAUUGAUAUCUAAAUCACAAUAUCAUCGUCGGUCUCGCAGCUGAAGACGAAUAAACACGGUUACCAGUCGUUCGACUGGUAUGACACCACUACCAACCACAUCAUACCGAGAGGGUGUUUCGCAAAGACUAAGAUUGACUUUAAGUUAGACUUAACUAUUACAGGCUGUUCAUGCCACUG
This is a messenger RNA of Strongylocentrotus purpuratus (purple sea urchin), 2179 nucleotides long. RefSeq names its product cell wall protein DAN4. The transcript has 3 exons. The coding region runs from base 215 to 1576 and encodes 453 amino acids. Lineage: Eukaryota; Metazoa; Echinodermata; Echinoidea; Camarodonta; Strongylocentrotidae. The record is from RefSeq and is a predicted model, not a curated record.